Lolium rigidum is the source of this 1266-nucleotide messenger RNA. Its product is annotated as protein PHLOEM PROTEIN 2-LIKE A10-like. The transcript is spliced from 2 exons. The record is from RefSeq and is a predicted model, not a curated record. Bases 94 to 1158 code for a protein of 354 amino acids. Lineage: Eukaryota; Viridiplantae; Streptophyta; Magnoliopsida; Poales; Poaceae.
UCCAGAGGCCACGUAGUCCAGAGUUCCGACGGCGGCCAGUCGGGCACCAUUGCUCGCCGCGAAUUCCCCAUCCGAACCCCGACUCUGCUCCCUAUGGACCGCGUCCUCGUCUUCUCCCGUCGCCGCCGCCGCUGGAUCCUCUGCGCCGGCGCUGCCGCUGCCGCCUAUCUCAUAUACCACCACCCGUCCGUCGCCGCCCGCCGACGCCGCAUCUCCCGCCUCACCUCAGCUCUCUCGUCCCUUGCCGACGCCGUAGCCGCCGUCGCCGCAGACCUCGCCGCCUUCCUCCGAUCCGACUCCGACGUGCUACCCCCCACGCUCACGCAGCUCUCCAAGCUCGCGUCAUCCCCCGAGGCGUCCGCCUCCGCCUCCGCGCUCUCCGGCGCGCUCACCGCCGGCGUGCUCCGCGGCUACAACUCCGCCUCGGGUCCAGCGUCCGGGGCCGAGGUGCCGCUUUCCGACCGUCUUGUCGAGAAGCUCUUCUCCCCAGAAGGAGAGCGGCUCGUGUCAGCCGUGGCGGGCAGCUUCGGGCGCGACCUCGUGCUCGCCUUCUACUCGCUCCCAGCCGAUCCUUCGGAGUCAUCGCCGGCGAGCUGGGUCGACGUGGUCACCAGGGGGAGUUGCCGGAGGGCGAUCCGCAGCUGGGUCGAGGUCUUCACGGCCACCGCCGUGGGCGUCUUCAUAGACAAGACCAUCCACAUCAACACCUACGACCAGAUCUGCGCCGCCGCCACAAACCCCGCCUACGACGCCAGGCUACAAGAGCUUCUCGUUGCACUCUGCAGCGCUUCCAUCGAGACGCUGGUCAAGACCUCCCACGGCGUACUCUCAAAUACCAGUGGCAGCAGCAGUUCAAGUGGCAAUGGUGGGAGCAGGGAAGGAUGGACAGAGACGGUCUCCAGUGCGCUUGCUGUUCCUGGCAACCGGAAACUUGCGCUGGAUCUGACGGGCAGGGCGACGUUCGAGGCAGUGCGGUCGUUCCUCGAGUUUGUGCUGUGGAGGCUGCACGAUGGAGCAAAGGCUGGUGCUGAUGCAACUGUAAGGGCUGGGCUGUGUGCUUUGAGGUCUAUGAGCGAAAGAUCCAUGGUUAUCGCUGCCAUCUGCAUAGUAUUGUGCUUGUAUGUGUUGAACGGUACAUGGCUCCUUUCACCAGCUUAAGCCUGCUUCCAUCUCUUGGCAAGCAGUUUGUAUAUUUAUGUACAGCAAAUAGAGUAUAGAAUAUGCUGAAAUUGUAACUUCGGAAAUGGAGAGGAGCAACAGAAAGAG